UCAUCUCGCCCUCGUCCUCCAAAGUCACAAGGCUGCGAAGCUUCCAGCAACAGAAGAGGAAAGUAAGGAAGCUAUAACGCAGGAGUCCGGAGCCGCCGCAAAACCACCAUCUGCUCUUGCGGAGAACCUCAAGCCAAAGCCACAAAACUGGAAAAAGUCGGGAUUGGCUCGCACCCAGAAGGGGUGCUCACUGCGCGCUCGCUGCGGUAGGGCACCGAGCGAGGAGCUGAGGACACAAAGAGGAUUCCUCGGGUCACCUGGACGACUGCAUUUCAGCCACCUGCCCCUCCGGGUCUCUUCUCGCCCUUCACUCCUCCUGCUGGUUCUCCCCUCCGGCCCCCCGCCUUCUCCUUGUUCCGCAGGCGCCGCUAGGCCCUCCCGCGGUCGCCCGCCGACACCCAGGUUUCCACUGACACGAGCCUCUCGGCGCGGCUUCCGCUUCCGGCGAGUAUUGUGUGUCGCGCUGCGGGGCGGGGGCGGGGGGAGGAGGAAGGAGGGAGGCAGCGCUCCGGCGGCUCUGCGCCCCGCACUCCCGGACCCGAAGCCGGGAAGUUAAAUAAUGGCAGAGACAAGCCUGUUAGAGGCCGGGGCCUCUGCAGCCUCCACAGCUGCAGCUCUGGAGAACUUACAGGUGGAGGCAAGUUGCUCUGUGUGCCUGGAGUAUCUGAAGGAGCCUGUCAUCAUUGAGUGUGGGCACAACUUCUGCAAAGCUUGCAUCACUCGCUGGUGGGAGGACCUAGAGAGGGACUUCCCUUGUCCUGUAUGUCGAAAGACGUCCCGCUACCGCAGUCUCCGACCUAAUCGACAGCUGGGCAGCAUGGUGGAAAUUGCCAAGCAGCUCCAGGCUGUCAAGCGGAAGAUCCGAGAUGAGAGCCUCUGCCCCCAGCACCAUGAAGCCCUCAGCCUCUUCUGCUAUGAGGACCAGGAGGCUGUGUGUUUGAUAUGUGCAAUUUCCCACACCCACCGGGCCCACACCGUCGUGCCACUGGACGAUGCCACACAGGAGUACAAGGAAAAACUGCAGAAGUGCCUGGAGCCCCUGGAGCGGAAGCUGCAGGAGAUCACCCGCUGCAAGUCCUCUGAGGAGAAGAAGCCUGGGGAACUCAAGAGACUAGUGGAGAGUCGUCGACAGCAGAUCCUAAAGGAAUUUGAAGAGCUUCAUCGGCGGCUGGAUGAAGAGCAGCAGGUGUUACUUUCACGACUAGAGGAGGAGGAACAGGACAUUCUACAGCGCCUCCGAGAAAAUGCUGCUCACCUUGGAGACAAGCGCCGGGACCUGGCCCACUUGGCUGCUGAGGUGGAGGGCAAGUGCUUACAGUCGGGCUUCGAGAUGCUUAAGGAUGUCAAAAGUACCCUGGAAAAAUGUGAGAAGGUGAAGACCAUGGAGGUGACUUCAGUAUCCAUAGAGCUGGAAAAGAACUUCAGCAAUUUCCCCCGACAGUACUUUGCACUAAGGAAAAUCCUUAAACAGCUAAUUGCGGAUGUGACCCUGGACCCUGAGACUGCUCAUCCUAACCUAGUCCUGUCGGAAGAUCGUAAGAGCGUCAAGUUCGUGGAGACAAGACUCCGGGAUCUCCCUGAUACACCACAACGUUUCACCUUCUACCCUUGUGUCCUGGCUACUGAGGGUUUCACCUCAGGUCGACACUACUGGGAGGUGGAGGUGGGCGACAAGACCCACUGGGCAGUGGGUGUGUGCCGGGACUCUGUGAGCCGAAAGGGCGAACUGACCCCACUCCCUGAGACUGGCUACUGGCGGGUGCGGCUGUGGAACGGGGACAAGUAUGCAGCCACUACCACACCUUUUACCCCUUUGCACCUCAAGGUGAAACCCAGGCGAGUAGGCAUAUUCCUAGACUAUGAGGCCGGUACACUGUCUUUUUACAACGUCACAGACCGCUCUCAUAUCUACACCUUCACUGAUACUUUUACUGAGAAACUUUGGCCCCUCUUCUACCCAGGCAUCCGGGCUGGUCGGAAGAAUGCUGCACCACUUACCAUCAGGCCCCCAACAGAUUGGGAGUGACAGGUAGGGACGUGGGAAUAAUCAGGGUGAGGCAGGGUCAAGAGCUACGGGCCUUCCUUCCUGUGACCUGCUGGAACGUCUUCGUGUCUGCCUGGUUCCAGUCCUGAACCAUCUGGGAGAACACCUUGGUUUCUAGAAUGGUUUAUGGGGAGGAGUAGUUAGGACUGGGCUGGGACGAGAGCACUGCAGUGUCUCCCUCCUCACUGUUAGGGUGGAGAGCUGGUUCCCAGGGGGUAGUCUCCUCUGAAGUCCAUCAGGUUUUCUAUUGCACAAGGAUGGGUUGGAAGGAAGGAGAGGCUUUUCCAGAAACAACAAGUCUGUGGGAGGGUCUGACUUGCUCAAACCAGAGGAGGAAACAGAACCCCCUGUACAUCCUUUUAGGGGGUUCUUUGACCCAAAACAGUCUUGUUUUUUUAGGAAGAUCACAGGGGUCUUGGUACCUCUAAAUUGAAAUAAAGAUGAAUGACAGUUGCUCUCGUGGGUGUAGAAGUUGAGGAGUUAUUUUCAGGGCAGAGAUUGGGCAUCAAGAAGGUUAGAAAUAAGGUCAGGAAAGGGGGCUAAAUGAACAGAUUCCUAAAGAAUAAUGAAGGGGAGAAGGGUUUCUUUGGUUGCCAUUAUGAGUAGGAUUGGCCAGAGGUAGGAAUGUGGGGAGGAGGGGGUAGGAAGAAAGAGAACCCAGGUCCCUGCCUUAGCCUUCAGCAGAGAUGGCUCAUCGCCCACCUCCUUGUAGUUGCUCAUCUCCACGAGCUGUUACCUUGCUCAUCUGGAGAGGCAAGAUGCAAGAGAUCCUGCAAGACACAUCUACCCUUUCACUGCUUUCCCAAGGGAACUUGGAAAGGAGAGAGUCAGGUAUUAGAGGAAAGAGAAAAGUAUUCCUAUCCAAAGCCCUGGCCUUAAAGAAUGCUACUAAGUAGCUACUCCCAAGUUGUCAGCCUUGUUACCUGGCUAAGGUGUCCAAGCCAGACAGGGAAAAAGAAAACGGAGUCUUCCUCACCCUGGGGACAGGGUAGAAGAGGGUGGUAUGUAUAGGGAAGGGCCAGAUAGGCAAUUUCCUUUGGCCUGUGUGCAUCUGGCCUGGAACUAGUGUUCACAAGAGCCGGAUUUUGUUUGUUGCCAUCCUUCACCUUUUGCCAUUUCUCAUAUCAGAGAAUGUAAAUCAUUUUAAUGUUAGGCCAAAAUAAACAACCUGUAGGGUACAUAUGUUGUCAAAAAAGGUAAAGCAAUGCAUGCCAAACCAAACUAAAAUGACUGGAUUAUCUGCUACUUGGGUAAUCAGGGGUUCACAGAAGAUUAGGACAAGAAACUGCAGUUUAUUGAGGGCAUUUCAGCUGCUCCUACCACCUCAACAGGACUUUGUCCAGACUCUCCUCUUACCUUUGUGCCUUGACUGUGGUUCUUUGUGGCAAGAUGCUUUGGUUGGUAAAACAUAAUAUGGAACAAAGGAUCCACUGAAGUGA
Lagenorhynchus albirostris (white-beaked dolphin) is the source of this 3483-nucleotide messenger RNA. It is a transcript of the gene TRIM39, whose product is annotated as tripartite motif containing 39. The record is from RefSeq and is a predicted model, not a curated record. NCBI's taxonomy places the organism in Eukaryota, Metazoa, Chordata, Mammalia, Artiodactyla, Delphinidae. The transcript has 8 exons. The coding region runs from base 560 to 2026 and encodes 488 amino acids. Gene Ontology annotation, biological process: protein stabilization; positive regulation of apoptotic signaling pathway; negative regulation of proteasomal ubiquitin-dependent protein catabolic process. Gene Ontology annotation, molecular function: protein binding; zinc ion binding.